AUGGCCGACGGCUGCACUUCUACAGUGCUCGGAAAGAGGAAACCAGCCGGCGCUUUGCCUUGGGAGCAUGUCAAACCAGACGUUUUCAGUAUCUACAUUCUUGAAGGCCAGACGCUGAACGUCACCAUGACCGAGAUUGAGGCAAUCUAUGGCUUAAUAGCAAAGGAGAGAAGAUGGAAAGAGAAGCUAAAACAAUGGGAUUUCGUGAAGAACAUCACAACCCGGGAUUGGCAAUGGAUGCGUUCAAAAUGGAGGGAACGUAAACAUGCAGACAUAAAGACAGUAUUCUAUUGUCGACACAUUGAAGUGACGCCUGCGAUGUUUGAAGUUGAGAAAAGGGGGAAUGGAACGGUGGCGCUUAAUGGUAGCAAGCCUUCUUACAUUUCAUACUACCCGUCGAGUCCCGUGGAAGGGGUAAUAGAUCCUCUACCGUAUCUUGGUGCUUAUCUGGACCCCGGCAGGCACCCCCACUCGGUCUGCUCGCUGGAUACGGACACAGAAAACGAUCUGGCUUCUAGCACCAAUUUCUUAGAAGCUGUAGACUCUGACGAUGUCAAUAAAUGGAUAUCCGAUCAACACUGGCCUUUGACCCAUCGCAGUUGGCUUCACCAACUUAGUGAUUGGGAGGACGCCAUUACCAGUCAUCGCAAGGCCAUCCUCGAAGAUAUUUCGGACUUCGAAGAGAUAUUGGGCCAAAGUAUUUCACAAGACAAUUGUUUUCAAGACUUUCAGUCCCAAGAGCAGAGCCAUUCGCCAGACCUUUUCGGUAUUGGCGCUCAUCUUCCAAUUGUCUAUCUCCCCGGUGACCAGAUCGAGCAAAAGAAUAGUACUUCGAAGAGCUACUCGCUCGCUCAUUUGUUACCUCUGGAGGUGACACUUGCAGAAUAUCAGUACAAACAUGGAGAAACUGGCACUCCAACCUUGAAGCAGCAUUUUGAAAUCGCCAAAGAACUUGAGGGGCUCGGAUAUCACCAGAAUGCAGAGCACCACUGCCGCAAAAUCAUAGAACAACACUGGCAGACUGAUGUUGAAACACUUCUCGGCAUGGUACUCGCCAAGGUCGGUCGCAUUGAGGAAUCAAUGGGUAUGCUUAGCCGCGCUCUGACGAGCUUCAUUCUCCAGUUCGACACCAAUUCUCUUGAUGGCAAUGGUCGACUUUUCAACCAAAUUGAACUUCUUUUCACUGAAUUGGUUCUGCUGAUGGAGCCAGACCACACAAGCUUGUCUGUAUGUUUGUGUCGUUUGAUGGCCACUCUCAGCAGCACAAGCUCUGAUGCUGGUGUCACUAUGGCUCAAAUAUAUCCUCGGCUUUUUAUUCAUGGCUUCUCUCUUGCAUACGAAUACUCGCUUCUCGGACUCAUUGGGUCGGCAGCCUGGAUGUACCAGGUCCUACUUCGGUAUUGCACUGAGUCCCUCGAUAUUGUUCAUCACGCCAUGGAAAAGGCUACAGCUCAUCAGAAAUAUGGGGUUCUUUUGAGAGAGCAAGGAAAUUGGCGAUCAAGUGCCAAUCAGCUACUCAAGGCCUGCAAAUCAGCAAAGCAUUCAGUAACAUUUGACCGCGGCCUCUGCAGGACGUUGGAGAGCGAUUACCUUGGGCUUCUUCCGCACCUGGAAAAGCUCUUAGCAGAUGAACUCAGAGAGUGUUUGGAUCUCAUACGACCACAAAUAUCCCUCCCCAUGAGGAACAGCUCCGAGCUUGUUGGGUGUUCGCACGUAGACCAGUGGCUCGAUUCCGACCCGCCUAUAAGCGCAACUAACUUCCGUCGCUCCCCACUCUCACAACUUGAACAAUUCAUGAACCCUCCCAAAAUGAACGAAGCGGUAUACCCGAGCAAAGAACUCACAGUCCUUACCUCAUCGGCGAGCAUGAGUGGGAGUGGAAGCCACGACAGGGUCAAGACUUGGCCGGAUAGCAUUUGGGACGAGUAUGCUAACAUUCUCGCCAUAUGUGAUGGGAUCUCUACAUUGUCUACAACUUCAUAACUUAUUAUAAUUAUCACUUAAAC
Hyaloscypha bicolor E is the source of this 2006-nucleotide messenger RNA. RefSeq lists its product as uncharacterized. The record is from RefSeq and is a predicted model, not a curated record. Gene Ontology annotation, molecular function: protein binding. The coding region runs from base 1 to 1983 and encodes 660 amino acids. NCBI's taxonomy places the organism in Eukaryota, Fungi, Ascomycota, Leotiomycetes, Helotiales, Hyaloscyphaceae. The transcript has 3 exons.